Aspergillus bombycis is the source of this 3804-nucleotide messenger RNA. Its product is annotated as COPII subunit SEC24. Gene Ontology annotation, molecular function: ATP binding; zinc ion binding; protein kinase activity. Bases 1 to 3804 code for a protein of 1267 amino acids. The record is from RefSeq and is a predicted model, not a curated record. NCBI's taxonomy places the organism in Eukaryota, Fungi, Ascomycota, Eurotiomycetes, Eurotiales, Aspergillaceae. Gene Ontology annotation, cellular component: endoplasmic reticulum exit site; COPII vesicle coat. Gene Ontology annotation, biological process: protein phosphorylation; COPII-coated vesicle cargo loading; intracellular protein transport. The transcript has 8 exons.
AUGGCCGCACCACAAGGGGGUUACCCUCCCCAGGAAGGGUAUGGUCAACCUGCCGGAUAUGAGUCUCCUUCACAGCAAGCUGCGGGGCUAGCCCCUACUCCGGCUCAACAUGGAGGUAAAAAGAAACGAGCAUAUGCCGGGGAAGCCUUCGAGUUUGGGUCCGGUGCCAAUGCUGGCCUAGGAGGUCAACUGCCGGCUGGUGGUACCUACGGAGGAUACCCAGCUCAGCCACAAGCCGCGGGAUAUCAGCAACCCGUGUACGGGGCGGAUCCUACUCAGAUGCAAGCAGCUGCUCAAGGAUAUGCUGCCCCUGCAGCGCCCGCAGUCGCUCAGAUGACCCAACAAUUUGGUGCGAUGGGGGUAACCGAUCCGCAUCUGAUGCCGCCGCAGCCCGUUCCCCAGGCCGCCCAGGCCCCGCGACCUGUUCUUAACCAUCUUUACCCAACAGACCUCCUCACACAACCAUUCAAUGUCGCGGAACUUGACUAUCCUCCACCUCCGAUUGUUUUACCCCAAGGAACUAGCGUUUAUCCCUCCCCUACUGCAAACUGCCCCCCUAAAUAUGUCCGGUCAACACUCAACGCUGUUCCCACCACUCACUCUCUCCUGAAGAAGUCCAAGCUGCCUUUCGCUCUUGUCAUCCAGCCAUACGGAGCGCUCCAUGAUGCAGAAGACCCAGUCCCAGUGAUCCCAGACCAAGUCAUCUCUCGUUGUCGCCGUUGCCGAUCCUACAUUAAUCCCUUCGUGACAUUCCUUGAUCAUGGGCAUCGCUGGCGUUGCAACAUGUGCAAUCUGACAAACGACGUACCCCAGGCCUUUGAUUGGGACACAACGCUGCAACGACCGGCGGAUAGGGCAUUGCGACCUGACCUCAACCAUGCGGUUGUUGAGUUCGUUGCGCCGCAGGAGUACAUGGUGCGCCCCCCGCAGCCACUCGUCUACCUUUUCUUGAUCGACGUUAGUUAUGCGUCUGUCACCAACGGUCUCUUGGCUACCAGUGCUCGGUGCAUCAAGGAAACUCUCGAACGCAUUCCUAAUGCAGACCGUCGGACGCGACUUGGUUUCAUAGCGGUCGACUCCAGUCUCCACUAUUUCAGUAUCCCGCGCGAUGGCUCAGAGAGCUCGGACCCAAGGAUGCUUGUUGUCAGUGAUUUGGACGAGCCGUUCCUCCCUAUCCCUGGUGACUUACUAGUAACUCUAAGUGAAUGCCGUGAAAACAUUGAAACGUUCCUGGAUAAACUGCAGGAGAUGUUCCAGAACACACAGAACAAUGGUUGUGCAAUGGGAUCGGCACUGCGUGCUGGUUACAAGUUGAUCGCCCCUGUUGGAGGCAAGAUGACCGUUCUUAGCUCCUCUCUUCCUAACAUUGGACAUGGCGCCUUGACCAUGAGAGAGGACAAGAAGGUUUUAGGCACCAGCAAGGAGAGCGGUCUUUUGCAGACCGCAAACAGCUUCUACAAGAGCUUUGCUGUGGAGUGUUCGAAGGCCCAGGUCUCUGUAGAUAUGUUCCUCUUCUCUUCUCAGUACCAGGACGUGGCGUCUCUUAGCAACCUGCCAAGAUAUACUGGCGGUCAGACGUACUUCUACCCUGGGUGGAACGCUGCACGGGGAGAGGAUGCGAUCAAGUUCGCACGGGAGUUCUCUGAAUACCUCUCGUCGGAGAUCGGCCUGGAGGCUGUCCUCCGUGUCCGUGCUACGACCGGUUUGCGCAUGAGCACUUUUUACGGUAACUUUUUCAAUCGCAGUUCCGACCUCUGCGCUUUCCCUGCUUUCCCCCGCGACCAGGCCUAUGUUGUUGAAGUUGCCAUUGAUGAGACUGUUACAAAACCUGUUGUUUGCAUGCAGACCGCUGUACUUCAUACUACAUGCAAUGGCGAGAGGAGAAUUCGGGUCUUGACUCUGGCGCUUCCCACUACUCAGAGCCUUGCAGAUGUCUAUGCAUCGGCAGACCAGCAGGCAAUCACUACUUACUUUAGCCAUAAGGCUGUCGAACGGGCUCUCGGAAGCGGCUUGGAGCCUGCCCGAGAAGCCCUGCAGGCCAAGGCCGUGGAGCUUCUGGCAACCUACCGAAAGGAGCUUGCUGGUGGAAGUGUGAGCGGCGGCGGCCUACAGUUCCCUGCUAACCUGAGAGGACUCCCUGUUCUUUUCCUCGCACUGAUCAAGAAUCUUGGCCUUCGGAAAUCUGCACAAAUUCCGACUGAUAUGCGCUCCGCGGCGCUCUGCUUGCUCUCGACGCUUCCCCUCCCCCUUCUCAUCCAAUAUAUCUACCCGAAGAUGUACUCUCUGCACGACAUGCCGGAUAAUGCUGGCCUGCCAGAUGAGCAGACGGGCGAGAUUGUUCUUCCCCCACCAGUGAACCUGUCUUCUGAGCGGGUCGUCCCAUACGGUCUCUACCUUAUUGACGAUGGUCAGACACAGUUCCUCUGGGUGGGCCGUGAUGCUGUGCCACAGCUCAUUGUUGAUGUCUUUGGCCUGCCAGACAAGUCGCAACUUCGUGUGGGCAAGCAGAACCUUCCUGACCUGGAUAAUGACAUGAACCAGCGCGUGCGGGCGGUCAUUGAGAAGAGCCGGGAUCACCGGUCAAAGGGCUGCGGCAGUAUUGUGGUGCCACAUCUGUACGUGGUCAAGGAGGAUGGAGAGCCCGGUCUCCGACUGUGGGCACAGACGAUGCUCGUGGAGGACCGAGCCGACCAGGGCGUCAGUCUUGUGCAAUGGAUGGGCAACUUACAGGAAAAGUUCGGACAGUCCACGAAUAUGGUGCAGCAACUUCCUCCCCAGGGAGGUUCACGAAAGAUCUCCUUCAACGUUUCCGAUCAAUAUGAAAUUCAAGAUGUCAUUGGUGAAGGUGCCUACGGUGUGGUUUGCUCUGCCAUCCAUAAACCAUCUGGUCAAAAAGUCGCCAUCAAGAAGAUCACUCCUUUCGACCACUCGAUGUUCUGCUUGCGAACUUUGCGUGAGAUGAAGCUACUUCGCUACUUCAACCAUGAAAACAUCAUUUCUAUCUUGGAUAUCCAAAGACCACGCAACUAUGAGAGCUUCAACGAAGAGCUGAUGGAGACUGACAUGCACCGGGUCAUUCGUACUCAAGAUCUUUCGGAUGAUCACUGCCAAUAUUUCAUUUACCAGACUCUACGUGCUCUGAAAGCUAUGCACUCAGCAAACGUUCUUCAUCGUGAUCUGAAGCCUUCGAACCUGCUCCUCAACGCAAAUUGCGAUUUGAAAGUGUGCGAUUUCGGCUUGGCCCGUUCGGCUGCCUCCACAGAUGAUAAUUCAGGGUUCAUGACAGAAUAUGUCGCGACCAGAUGGUACCGUGCACCGGAAAUCAUGUUGACAUUCAAGGAGUACACCAAAGCCAUUGAUGUCUGGAGUGUCGGUUGUAUCCUCGCUGAGAUGCUGAGCGGAAAACCCCUAUUCCCUGGAAAGGAUUAUCAUCACCAACUGACUCUUAUUUUGGACGUUCUCGGUACACCGACAAUGGAGGACUACUAUGGAAUCAAAUCCCGACGGGCUCGGGAAUACAUCCGGUCUCUUCCUUUCAAAAAGAAGAUCCCCUUUAAGGCGCUAUUCCCGAAGGCCAACGAUUUGGCCCUGGACCUCCUGGAGAGGCUCCUGGCAUUCAACCCCGCCAAGCGUAUUACCGUGGAGGAAGCUUUGCGCCAUCCAUACUUGGAGCCGUAUCAUGACCCCGAAGAUGAGCCCACGGCACCUCCUAUUCCGGAAGGGUUCUUUGACUUCGACAAGAAUAAGGACGCCCUCAGCAAGGAGCAAUUGAAGAAUCUAAUCUAUGAGGAGAUCAUGCGGUGA